This is a messenger RNA of Alosa alosa (allis shad), 2066 nucleotides long. Its product is annotated as protocadherin alpha-9-like. Gene Ontology annotation, cellular component: plasma membrane. Gene Ontology annotation, biological process: homophilic cell-cell adhesion. The transcript has a single exon. The coding region runs from base 299 to 1966 and encodes 555 amino acids. Gene Ontology annotation, molecular function: calcium ion binding. Lineage: Eukaryota; Metazoa; Chordata; Actinopteri; Clupeiformes; Clupeidae. The record is from RefSeq and is a predicted model, not a curated record.
ACAGUCACAUCAUUGAUGUUGACAUAGGCUUUAAUGGUGCGAUAUAUAGGAUUUUAAAUGGUAGGUGCAGUUUAUGAUAAACUACUUUGAGAAGUAGCCACAGAGUGUCGCCACAGACCAUGGCUGUGAGUGUUAACUAAUGUGACUCCUCCUUUAUGGUAUCAUAUCGAGACGGAGAACUGAGUCAGAAAGAAACGAGCGAGCGUCGUCAAUUUAGAACCCAUUUGUGAAUGCCAUGUAGCCUGCUGGAGUUCCUUGAUAUUGAGUACUAAGAGUCAUCCAAGAGAAGGGGAAAAAUAUGAGCAACACAGUGGUCAGUGGAUAUGCUUGGACAUUGAUUCUGUUCCUCUCUUCAUGGGACGUAUGCCUAUCUUCCGGUCAGAUUGAGUACUCCGUCGCGGAGGAGGUGAGCAAGGGGACCGUUAUUGGAAAUAUAGCAAAGGACUUGAAUAUUAACUUACACGAACUGGAAAACCGCGUGUUACAAAUUGUUUCUGGGUCCAACAAUAAGUAUUUCCAGAUAAAUGUCAAAAAUGGAGAGCUGUUUGUCGAUGAUAGAAUUGACAGAGAGGAGCUCUGUGGGACGAAUACGAAGUGUUCUUUAGAAAUAGAAGCCGUGGCUCAAAAUCCUCACAGUCUGUAUAGAAUUCAAAUCAAUAUUUUGGAUGUAAAUGAUAAUGCACCUAUUUUCCCUGUCAACUCGCUUACCAUGAACAUCUCCGAAAUAGCUAAUCCAGGUGAAAGAUUCAGCCUCCCCAUUGCAGAGGACCCCGACACGGGAAGUAAUUCUCUUAAAGGCUACAGGCUGAGUGUCAAUGAAUAUUUCUCUCUGGAUACACAGAAUGAGGGGCGACAAGGUCGGUCCGCUGAAUUAGUGUUGCAGAAGCCUUUGGAUCGGGAGAAGCAGUCGGUUAUAAAUCUGGUAUUGACUGCAAUCGAUGGAGGUAAACCUCCUAAAUCUGGCAUCUUAGCUAUUAAAAUAGAUGUCUUGGAUGUGAAUGACAAUAACCCCAUUUUCAGUAAAACACUUUACAAAAUCAGUAUACCUGAAAAUAUUCCUUUCGGAGCUAAAGUCCUCUCAGUUACUGCAACAGACGCAGAUACUGGUGUAAACAGCGAAAUUGCCUACUCAUUUACCGGACAUGGACAUUCGAAAAUCUAUGACUUGUUUUCUAUCAAUCCUGACACUGGUGAAGUACUGGUAAAUGGUCAACUUGAUUUCGAGAGAAAUCCAGCUAUUGAACUACGCGUACAGGCAAAAGAUAAAGGAUACCAUCCAAAGACUACGCAAUGUAAAGUUUUGCUGGAAGUCAUAGAUGUAAAUGAUAAUGCUCCCGAAAUAACAGUGACUCCUCUAUUGCAAAUGGUGAAAGAGGAUACAAAGGCUGGGACAGCGGUCGCUUUAGUUAAAGUUUCAGAUAAAGAUGGAGGUAAAAACGGAGCGAUACAGAGCGUCGUUAAAGGCAACGUUCCUUUUAAUCUUGAGACCAAUUACGAAAAUUAUUAUUCUUUAGUUGUAGAUGGGCUUCUAGACAGAGAGAAUUAUUCCGUCUACAACAUCACCAUCAUAGCAACAGAUGGCGGGACCCCACCACUCUCUAGUACUAGCGAUUUUACGGUUCACGUUUCUGAUGUUAAUGACAAUGCCCCACGCUUUACAAAGCCUUUGAUAACUGUGUAUGUAAAGGAAAAUGGGCCGGUGGGAAGUGUUAUCACAGCAGUAACAGCUACUGAUCCAGAUCUCGAUGAAAAUUCAAAGGUGUCUUACUCUUUGGUUGACAGUAAAAGUAGUGAUACUCUUUUCUCCUCAUAUGUCAGCCUCAAUUCUCUCAGUGGUGAAAUAUUCAGCUUACAGUCAUUUAACUACGAAGAAAUAAAAAAAGUUCACGUUCCAAGUACAGGCAACAGACUCUGGUGUCCCUGCAUUAAGUGGUACUGUCACUGUGCACGUUCUCAUCCUGGAUGAAAAUGACAACAGCCCCGUUAUUCUCCCGCCGUAUUCUGACCAAGGCUCCGUGAACUCUGAGAACAUCCCCUACUCUGCUGAAGCGGGCUACUUUGUGGCC